Molecule: messenger RNA, 1686 nt
Organism: Aspergillus pseudotamarii
Lineage: Eukaryota; Fungi; Ascomycota; Eurotiomycetes; Eurotiales; Aspergillaceae
Exons: 1
Coding region: 294-1094 (266 amino acids)
Source: RefSeq, a predicted model, not a curated record
CGGCGAUAAACUUCUGCGCCUCUUGGGUGUGGAGCUGGGGGCAGAAGACCAAGAUAGGCCAUUUCAUCAUAUGGUUACAUUGAUAGGUCAGCGAUUCUAGAUCGACGUCGGCUGCCUGAAUCUAUAAGAGUGGCCAGUGGUAUUUUGUUCACGUUCCGCUGCCCCCGGAAACUUUUAAUAAAUCUGUGCUUGCGUGCUUGGUUUAACAACUUAUACAUACACCCCACUGCGUCCCCCGUGCAACAAGUUUGUAUCAAUAAAAUCACUCGACUGGAAUUAUAAAUCACAUAACCAUGCGUAUCUUCUCUGCCUUAAGCAGUCUCCUUCUGGCUGGAGCUGCCCUCGCCCAGAGCUCUGACUGCGCGCCCAAGUCCGGUGAUGUCCAGACGGUUCAGUUCGCCUGGGCUCUCCAGUAUCUGUCCGAACGAUUCUGGUCGUCUCAAUCGCUCAACCAGACCUUCCUGAACAAUGCCACCAAUGCCUCCAGCGCUAACUAUGAACCCAACUUCAGGGGCAUCACACGCGAGAAUCGUCUGGGCGUCCGUGCCGUGCAGCAGCUUGGCAAGGGCCUCUCCAACUUCACCGCUCCUCGGUGCAACUUCACCAUCCCCCCAGCCCAAGACGCCGAUAGCUUCCUCAAGAAUGCCCUACAGGUUGAGCAGACCGUCGCUGGCGGCCUCAUCGGCCUGGCCGCCUACACCCAAUCUCCCGAGGUCUCCUUCCUCCUAGCUCGCCUGGCUGCCCAGCACAGUGCGCAAGCCGCUUACCUCGGCUCUGAGCAGAACGCCACCUUCUUCCCUUCGAACAGCACCUCUUUGAUCCCCGCCUACACCCCCGACCAGAUCCUCAAGACCGGCAACCAGACCGGCAACCAGACCGGCCAGCUAGGUACCUACCUCAGCCAGUGCGUGACUGCGCCCUCCGGCCCCUGCGGCCAGAAGGUCAACAUUGGCCCCUUGGUUGCAACCCUGAACUCCACUAGCACUGGCGGUGGCAGUUCUAGCUCUGCAGCCCCCUCCAGCACCGCUACGGAGACGACGUCUGCCGCGACUUCGACUAGCACGACAACAGCUAGGAGCAGGAAGUACUUCUAAGCUUCGGAUCGAAGAUUACUGGGUCUAUCGACAAGUCAACCGCGACAAUCCGCCAAAGAUAUACUUCGCAACCUUCGUAGGGUUGAGAAAGAUUGAGUGAUACUUAUGGUGACCAUAAUUCACAUAUUAACUACUUUCUGUAAUCAUCUUGUUUUAAUGUCCCAGUGUGUGGGGUUAAUAUAAUGCGCCAAGUUUGGAUGGAUUCUGUGUUAUAGUUGGUUUAUAUAAUAGUUUAUAGUUUCUGGAUCUAUAGGUUAGGGAAUCAAUAUGUUUAUGAUGAGAGAUGGCUACUUGUUCUAACCCAAGCUUAAUCGCUGUUAACCAAUUGGUCAAUUCAGCGUAACUGAUUGACAUAGUAGAUCACGUAUCUUGUGGUAAAUGGACAUGUAUAGUAAGAUGGUGACUUUGUUAACCUUCGGGUUAGAGGGUCUUGGAACGUUGACAGUUUCAAAUAAGUUCUGUUGCCGGAGAAUCCUUUUUUUGACGUCUAGUGUACCAUGCCAGGACUUUUACCCAAUGUUUUUAAGAGAGAAUGGCCUCAAUCUCCCAGAAAGGUCGUUGGCAUUAUCGGUGUGGAACCCGCGGAGCGGAC